Messenger RNA from Tilletiopsis washingtonensis, 581 nucleotides. RefSeq lists its product as hypothetical. The record is from RefSeq and is a predicted model, not a curated record. The transcript has 2 exons. Lineage: Eukaryota; Fungi; Basidiomycota; Exobasidiomycetes; Entylomatales. The annotation marks the transcript as partial.
AGAAGCGCCACGAUCGCUCCGGGCUGUCUCGCCUCCGCGCUUGGUGUGGCACGACGCUGCCCGGCGCGCACGCCCGCGGUUCAACAUCCGCUGCGCCGCUGUCGCGCCUGCUUCCGCUCCACAUCCACCUCGCGCUCUCCGCCAUGCUGCCGCGCGCCAACCUGCUCGCCUUCCAGCUCGGCGUGCUGGGCUCGCUCUUCGUCGGCGGCGCCAGCGUCUGGGCCGGCGAGAUCCGCCCCGCCUACGCCGGCGCCUGCGUGCUCAUCUUCACCGUGGCGCUGGCGAUGGUGCUCGGCGCCGAGGUCGAGGCGCCGCAGCGCGCCGCCGUCGAGAUGAAGGAGGUGGCGCAGAAGGAGAAGAAGAAGCAGUAGGAUGGGCAUGCAACCAGGAGCCGCGAAGCAGGGAUGAGCGCGCGACACGGCGGCUUAUCGGGCAGGACAUCAGCGACGGGCACCGUGAGCUGCGGACAAAACAGGCGCACGGACAGCGCAUGGCUGCGUCUUGGCGAACACCGCCUGCGGAGAUUCCGGCGCGCCUGUCGCGAGUCACAGGGCAGAGGAAUGUCACCUGGAUGCGACCGC